Molecule: messenger RNA, 4767 nt
Organism: Cynoglossus semilaevis (tongue sole)
Lineage: Eukaryota; Metazoa; Chordata; Actinopteri; Pleuronectiformes; Cynoglossidae
Gene: ptprk
Product: protein tyrosine phosphatase receptor type K
Exons: 39
Coding region: 129-4370 (1413 amino acids)
Biological process (GO): protein dephosphorylation
Cellular component (GO): membrane
Molecular function (GO): protein binding; protein tyrosine phosphatase activity
Source: RefSeq, a predicted model, not a curated record
GCUGUACGUUUGACGAGGGCUUCGCUCAGUGUGAUUAUCAGCAAGAUCCACAGGACGACUUCGACUGGACGCACAUCAACACCCAGGAUGUCCCCUACGUCUCACCAGACCUGCCCCUCGGUUCCUACAUGUACGUGGACGUCUCCCAGUACGAUGUGGGAGAAAAGGCCAAAUUUCAGCUGCCGGUGAUGAAGGAGAACGACACCCACUGCAUUGACUUCAACUACCUCCUGACCAGCCCGGACGGAUCCAGCCCCGGGACGCUCAAUGUCCUAGUCAAGGUUAACAAGCUUCCCGUGGCCAACCCCAUCUGGAACGUGACGUCCUACACUGGUAAAAGCUGGCUGAAGGCUGAACUGGCCAUUUCCACCUUUUGGCCCAACGAGUAUCAGGUCAUAUUUGAAGCCGAGGUUUCUGACAGCAAAGCCGGCUUCAUUGCCAUUGAUGACAUUCAGGUGCUCAGCUACCCAUGCGACAAAUCACCACAUUUCCUUCGACUUGGAGACGUGGAGGUGAACGCUGGACAGAACGCCACGUUUCAGUGCAUUGCUACGGGAAGAGACACGUCCAACAACAAGCUGUGGCUGCAGAGGAGAAAUGGAGAAGACAUCCCCGUGGCUCAGACCAAGAACAUCAACCACCGACGCUUCGCCGCCUCCUUCCACCUGAACGAAGUCACCAAUCAGGAUGCAGACGCGUACCGGUGUGUCACCCAAUCAGAGCGUGGAUCCGGCGUGUCAAACUAUGCCGGUCUCAUCGUCAGAGAGCCUCCACACCCCAUCGCUCCACCUCAGCUGCUGGGCGUCGGCCCAACGUACCUGCUCAUCCAGCUCAACGCCAACUCCAUAUUUGGAGACGGACCCAUCAUCCUGAAGGAGGUUGAAUACCGCAUGACGUCGGGCACCUGGACGGAGACUCACGCCGUCAACUCCCCCAACUACAAGUUAUGGCACCUGGACCCGGACACAGAGUACGAGAUCAGAGUCCUGCUGACCAGACCAGGAGAGGGAGGGACGGGAAAACCUGGACCAGCUCUGAUCACCAGGACCAAGUGUGCAGAACCGAUGCGGACUCCCAAGAGGCUGAAGAUCGCCGAGACGAGGUCUCGUCUGAUAGCGGUGGACUGGGAGUCGCUGGGUUACAACAUCACGCGCUGUCACACCUUCAACGUCACCAUCUGUUACCACUACAUGACGGCCAACAAUCGCAGCAAGGCCGACUGUUUGGACAUGGACCCUAAAGCUCCACGCCACAUAGUGGGGAAUCUGCCGCCGUACACUAACGUCAGUCUGAAGAUGAUUCUCACCAACCCAGAGGGACGCAAAGAGAGUGACGAGACAGUGAUUCAGACGGAUGAAGAUGUUCCAGGCUCGGUUCCCAGUCAGUCACUAAAAGCCACUCCAUUUGAAGACAGAAUUCUUCUCUACUGGAAGGAACCCACAGAACCCAACGGAGUCAUUAUACAGUAUGAGAUCAACUACAUCGCAGUACGCUCCUUCGACCCCACGGUGCCGCUGCAGCGGCCGGGCCUCACAGCGUCUCUGCCCCCCAACGCCACCCACCACCUGUUUUCACAACUCCACCCGGGGGUAACGUACCAUCUCACCAUACGAGCGUCCACUUCCAAAGGCUUCGGUCCGGCAACCACGUUAAACGUGACGACGAAUAUUUCAGCCCCUACAAUUGAUGAGUACGACGGCUCCGAGGCGUUUCUAAAUGAGACUGCAACAACCAUCACUGUCCUGCUUAAACCAGCACAAGCCAAGGGCGCACCGAUAAGCUCGUACCAGAUCGUGGUGGAGGAAGUGAAUCCUCACCGGACUCGACGCCAAUCUUCCUCCGACUGCUUUGAGGUUCCAGUUUCCUUCCACAGUGCGUCCAGCGGUGGCUCUCCGUAUUAUUACGCUGCACAGAUGUCCCCCAGUAACCUCCCAGAGCCCCUUCCCUUCACCGUGGGAGACAACAAGACGUACCAGGGUUUCUGGAAUCCCCCUCUGGCUCCGAGGAAGAACUACAACAUCUAUCUCCAAGCUGUUAGCAGCACAGAGCGGGAAACGAAGACCCAGUGUCUGAGGCUGGCUACGAAAGGAGCCACCGAGGAGCCAGAGGUCAUCCCUGACCCUGCGAAGCAGACGGACCGGGUGGUAAAGAUUGCAGGAAUCAGUGCUGGUGUUCUAGUCUUUAUUCUGCUGGUGUUGGUUGCCAUCCUUUUGGUCAAGAAAAGAAAACUGGCCAAAAAGCGCAAGGACGCCAUCGGGACAGCGCGCCACGAAAUGGCCCACAUGGUGAACGCCAUGGACCGCAGCUACGCCGACCAGAGCACCGUUCACGGAGAAGACCCUAUGGCUGUGACCUUCAUGGACUCACACAACUACAACAACAGAUUGCCCAACGACCCUCUGGUUCCUACGGCCGUGUUAGUUCCAAUCACAGACGAGAACCACACCGGUUCCGCGGCGGAGAACAGCCGGCUCCUGGACAUUCCACGGUACCACUGUGAAGGCACCGAGUCUCCGUAUCAGACGGGACAGCUCCACCCUGCCAUCAGAGUGGCCGACCUGCUGCAGCACAUCAACCUCAUGAAAACAUCCGACAGCUACGGCUUCAAGGAGGAGUAUGAGAGUUUCUUCGAGGGCCAGUCGGCUUCCUGGGACGUGGCCAAGAAGGAGCAGAACCGCACCAAGAAUCGCUAUGGAAACAUCAUAGCAUAUGACCACUCUAGGGUUAUUCUUCAGCCCAUCGAAGAUGACCCCUCCUCUGAUUACAUCAACGCCAACUACAUCGAUGUAAGUGGAAACGCAUCGAAUGCUACUAUUGGCUCCCAACGAAACCAACGAAACCACACUCCCUCGCUCAUUUGGCUGUACAGGGAUGGCUACCAGAGACCCAGUCAUUACAUCGCCACCCAAGGUCCUGUUCAUGAGACUGUGUACGACUUCUGGAGGAUGGUUUGGCAGGAACAGUCAGCCUGCAUAGUCAUGGUAACCAACCUGGUGGAGGUGGGAAGGGUCAAGUGCUACAAGUACUGGCCGGACGAUGCUGAGGUUUACGGCGACUUCAAGGUGACUUUUGUGGAGGUGGAGCCUCUCGCUGAAUACGUCAUUCGCACCUUCACACUGGAGAGGCGUGGCUUCAAUGAGGUGCGUGAGGUCAAGCAGUUCCACUUCACAGGCUGGCCCGACCACGGAGUCCCCUAUCACGCCACGGGACUACUUUCCUUCAUCCGCAGAGUCAAAAACUCCAAUCCGCCCUCUGCUGGUCCGAUCGUGGUCCACUGCAGCGCCGGUGCUGGACGUACAGGCUGUUUCAUAGUCAUCGACAUCAUGCUGGACAUGGCGGAGAGAGAGGGCGUGGUGGACAUCUACAACUGUGUGAAGGCGCUUCGCUCGCGGAGGAUCAACAUGGUACAGACUGAGGAGCAGUACAUAUUCAUCCACGACGCCAUACUGGAGGCCUGUCUGUGUGGAGAAACCUCCAUCCCAGUCUGCGAGUUCAAGGCCGCCUUUUAUGAGCUGAUCCGCAUCGACUCCCAGACCAACUCCUCACACAUAAAGGACGAGUUCCAGACGUUGAACUCGGUGACGCCCCAGCCCCAGCCUGAGGACUGCAGCAUCGCGUUGUUGCCUAGGAACCAAGACAAGAACCGCUUCAUGGACGGCCUUCCUCCUGACAGAUGCCUGCCCUUCCUCAUCACCAUCGACGGCGAGAGCAGCAACUACAUCAACGCCGCUCUGAUGGAUCUGUCAGAAGAGUUCCAGAGCUACAGACAACCUGCUGCCUUCAUCGUUACCCAGCAUCCUUUGCCCAACACCGUCAAAGAUUUCUGGCGUCUGGUUUACGACUACGGCUGCACCAGUCUGGUGAUGUUGAACGAGAUCGACCUGGCUCAGGGUUGUCCUCAGUACUGGCCAGAGGAGGGCAUGCUGCGCUACGGCCCAGUCCAGGUGGAGUGUAUGUCCUGCUCCAUGGACUGUGAUGUCAUCAGUCGACUCUUCAGAGUCUGUAACCUCACCAGGCCUCAGGAGGGUUACCUGAUGGUUCGACAGUUCCAGUACCUGGGGUGGGCGGGGCACAGAGAAGUCCCCGCCUCCAAGCGCUCCUUCCUGAAGCUGGUCCUACAGGUGGACCAGUGGCAGCGGGAGGGAGAAGAGGGCGAGGGGAGGACCAUCGUCCACUGCCUAAACGGAGGCGGUCGCAGCGGCGUGUUCUGCGCCUGCAGCAUAGUGUGUGAAAUGGCCAAGAGACAGAGCGUGGUGGACGUCUUCCACGCCGUGAAGACGCUGAGGAACAGCAAACCCAACAUGGUGGACACUCCGGAACAGUACCGGUUCUGCUACGACCUGGCGCUGGAGUUCAUCGAGUCCUCGUAAAGCAGGGAGCGAGGAAGAGGAGGAGGAGGUGGUGGAGGAGGAGGAGCGCAGUCCUCCCUCCCGGGUGAUUUUUUCUGUCCAUCUGCUCCUCACUCCUGGCUGUGAAGGCCGUCCUGUAGCAUCGCUCUGACAAAUGGUACAAGAGGAACCCACAGGGACGUGAAACAAAGGGAAUCAGAAGGAGGUGGGAGGAGUCCAGGCCGCUCCUUCAGCUCCUCCAUACUUAACACACUAUAAUUAUUGUACAGUGGGCCUCUGUCUGUCUGUCUGGGCCGCCUUUACAUCCUGCACCUCCCACCACGACGCAUGGACUGGAUGCCGUUUCAGCUGCAGUACUUCAUCUGCCCUGUAGAUGUCCCCACCUCAGCUUUCGACAUUGCAAGUUGUAGCAACAGCU